AUGGCGCAUCGCAUCAUAACGCAGAUCGUCGUAGUAGGCAGCCGAGUACUCGGUCGCGCCUUUGCCGAAGCUUAUAAGCAGGCGCAAGCAUCCUCCAACUAUGCUCGAGCGCAGGCUAAGUUGAAUCCGAAUGGAGUAUCGGCUCGGGCGAGUCUCUCGAGUGGCAUGACCCUAGAUGAGGCGUGCAAGAUCCUAAACGUCAAGCCGCCUCAAGGUGGACAAGCGAAUAUGGAGGAGGUGAUGUCACGAUUCAAGAAGCUCUUCGAUGCGAACGAUCCGCAGAAGGGAGGAAGCUUUUACCUACAGAGCAAAGUCUUAAGAGCGAGGGAACGUAUAGAAGGCGAGGUCAGACCAGCGAUGGAAAAAGCUGCGCAAGAGGCGGAGAUAAAAGAGGGAUGGAAGCCUAAGAUGUAUAAGGACCGGUAG
This is a messenger RNA of Daldinia childiae, 426 nucleotides long. RefSeq names its product Mitochondrial import inner membrane translocase subunit tim16. Gene Ontology annotation, cellular component: TIM23 mitochondrial import inner membrane translocase complex. The coding region runs from base 1 to 426 and encodes 141 amino acids. The transcript has 2 exons. Lineage: Eukaryota; Fungi; Ascomycota; Sordariomycetes; Xylariales; Hypoxylaceae. Gene Ontology annotation, biological process: protein import into mitochondrial matrix. The record is from RefSeq and is a predicted model, not a curated record.